This is a messenger RNA of Pongo pygmaeus (Bornean orangutan), 543 nucleotides long. RefSeq names its product immunoglobulin J chain. The record is from RefSeq and is a predicted model, not a curated record. Gene Ontology annotation, molecular function: immunoglobulin receptor binding. Gene Ontology annotation, biological process: humoral immune response. Gene Ontology annotation, cellular component: pentameric IgM immunoglobulin complex. Lineage: Eukaryota; Metazoa; Chordata; Mammalia; Primates; Hominidae.
AUGGAGGAAAGAUUACGGAAGUCUGAGGCUGGAGGAAAGACCAGUUCAGAGAGAACUGAAGUCAAGAUAAAGAACCAUCUUCUUUUCUGGACAGUCCAGGCCAUUUUUGUUAAGGCUGUUUUGCUACACCAAGAUGAAGAUGAGAGGAUCAUUCUUGUUGAUGACAAAUGUAAGUGGGCCCAGGUUAUUUGCACCAUCAUCUCUUCUACCAAAGAUCCUAAUGAGGACAUUGCGGAGAGAAACAUCCAAAUUGCUGUUCUCCUGGACAACAAGAAGAAUAUCUCUGAUCCCAUCUCAAGGUUGAGAACCAAAUUUGUGUACCAUUUGUCGUAACUCUGUAAAAAAUGCGAUCCUACGGAAGUGGAACUGGAUAAUAGAGUUCCUGCUACCCAGAGCAAUAUCCAUGACGAAGACAGUGCCACAGAGAUAUGCCACACUGAUGUCAGAAACAAGUGCUACACAACUAUGGUCCUGCUUAUAUAUGGUGGUGAGACCAAAAUGGUGAAAAUAGGCUUGACCCCAGGUUCCUGCUAUCCUGACUAA